AUGAUCACGCGCACUGCUCAUCGUCUGCGUACGCCCGACGACAUCGAAUUGAGCGUGACGGAGUGCAAGGUCAACAUCCACCACACAGUAGCAGGCGACGCAUCGUUCGCAGCAGCAGCAGCUCCAUCCAUACACUCAUCAGAUUUGGCUGCUUCGGACCCGGACCAUGAGCAGGAAAGAGCAUGCAGCGCAUCGAUGCCCGCAGCAAGGCUGUCCAGCGCAACCCGCGCCCGCGCCCGCGCCCGCAAGCAAGGGCGUAUAGCCAUCAUUGCGCAUCCCUACGCACCCCUAGGUGGAUCACAGAGAGAUGCAACAGUCCAGCGCGUAGCGCAAGUGUUCUUGCAAAGCGGCAUCACGACGUACACGUAUGAUGCGAGGGGCGCAGGCGCGAGUUCUGGCAAAACUAGCUGGAGCGGAAAAGCUGAAAUUCUAGAUUUUCAGACUGUGGCUGAUUGGGCACUGGAAAGGCAGGUGCUGGCUGAUCGAGAAUGCACAGCUGCAAAGGCAGAGGAGGAUGGAAGCAAAAAAGUCCAGGUGUUUGCUGCUGGCUACUCUGCAGGCUCCCUCGCCGCUUCGCAUUACACCGCCCCACAGCCGCACGAGACAUUUUACCUGCUCGUAUCCUAUCCGCUCAAUGUUCGUUGGGCACUGAGCCUAUUCGCUUCUACUUCGCAUCAAGAAGCUGUUCGAAAAUGCGUUCGCGGAAGUGGUCUCUUGAUCCAAGGGGACAGAGAUCAAUUCACUAGGCUCUCCGCAUACGAGAAGUGGCUAGCGGAAUUGGGGAAAGAGGCAGAGAGACGAGGAGUUGCUGAGGAUGAGCGAACGGAUGCUCCUUCCGACACUGGCUUCAACAGCCUCCUCGUGCCAGGAGCGGACCAUUUUUGGAGCUCGAGAGAAGCGAGGAGUCGGCUUUCGAGCGCCAUUUUGGACUGGAUAGAUGGAGCGAUUCAGCGUUGA
Molecule: messenger RNA, 957 nt
Organism: Ceraceosorus guamensis
Lineage: Eukaryota; Fungi; Basidiomycota; Exobasidiomycetes; Ceraceosorales; Ceraceosoraceae
Exons: 5
Coding region: 1-957 (318 amino acids)
Source: RefSeq, a predicted model, not a curated record